This is a messenger RNA of Emericellopsis cladophorae, 216 nucleotides long. Its product is annotated as transport protein Sec61 subunit gamma. The transcript is spliced from 3 exons. Gene Ontology annotation, molecular function: transmembrane protein transporter activity. Gene Ontology annotation, biological process: post-translational protein targeting to membrane, translocation; protein targeting. NCBI's taxonomy places the organism in Eukaryota, Fungi, Ascomycota, Sordariomycetes, Hypocreales, Bionectriaceae. The record is from RefSeq and is a predicted model, not a curated record. Gene Ontology annotation, cellular component: membrane; Ssh1 translocon complex. The coding region runs from base 1 to 216 and encodes 71 amino acids.
AUGGCCGGCGAUCAGGUUCAAGAGCUCCUCGAGGCUCCCUCUGAGUUUGCAAAGAGCGGCAUCCAGUUCAUGCGCCGCUGCACCAAGCCUGACAAGGCGGAAUACCUGCGUCUCUGCCAGGCUGUCGGUGUUGGUCUGGUGAUCAUGGGCGCUGUUGGAUACAUUGUCAAGCUGAUUCACAUGCCUCUCAACCGGGUACUAGUCGGUGGCGCGUAA